AGGUUCUGCUUAGGCAUACCCUCCCGCACCAAUGGUGCAGCGGGACCUGUUCCGAGAGCGAAUCUAGAACUUGGAAAUUGCGGGAGGCGAUGUCGGAUGGCUUCGUCACAGUGGGGCAGUGCAUCGAGGGCCUGCCAAUUGGCAUCUUCGUCUGGGAGAUGCUGCUCUGCGCUUUCAUGGGAAUCUUUUGGCUCGGCGCGCUGAAUGAGCCGACGCCUUUUGCGCUGGGGAUCAUUUCGACUGAUUGGGCAUACAGUGAACUGACGGUCAACGCCGUACUGGCCGCCAUGAGCGUCGGCAACGCGGUCUCCCUGGUGCUUGCCGGAUGGCUGGCAGAUAGGUACGGGCGCGCGAGGAUGAUUCGGCAUCAACUCUUUGCGACAAUGGCCGUGGCCGUCUUCAUCCAGGGCGAGAAAACCUUCAGACAGACACUCUGGUCUCGCUUUCUUUUAGGCGUUUCUUCCGGCGGCCUGCUUGCAGCCAUCAUUCCCCUGGUCUCUGAGAUGCUGCCGGCACGAAAUCGGGGCUUCUACCUCACGGUCUGGUGCUGUGGCAGGCCAGCAGGCGCGCUCUUUGCAGUGAUUGUUGGCUGCAUCCUGCCGCACUUGGAAUGGACAAGCUUUGUUUUGAUGAUGAUGGUCCCGGCGGUGAUCCUUUAUGUUUUAUGCAGACUUGAUGUGAUGCCGGAGUCCCCGCGCUUCUUGUACUUGGUCGGCGAGAGGGAGGAAGGCUUCUACACCUUGUUGGAGAUCUAUGAUAAGGAGAUGAUGUGCCUUCCUUGGGGUCCAGAGUCCGUGUCGCUUACCACGUCGUCGGAAGACUUGAGCGACACGAAAGCCGGCAUGGAGACUUUGCCGCGGUCCGAUGCUGCAGUUACCGCUUUGCUUUGUCUCACGGUUUUCUUCGCCGACUGCGCGUCGCAGUGCAUGAAGGCCUGGGUUCCGUUGACCAACAUGGGCGCACAGCCGAAUCCGCUGGCUCUUAUUGCUUUCCCCUUCCUGCAGGUGAACUCGCAGCAGGGUCUGGCUUUGCUUCAGGGCACGCCAGACCGGCAUCAAGUGAUGAUUGUAGCUCAGGGCUACAUGCUUGAGAUUUGUGGCGUGAUAUUCUGUGCUGCCAUAUCCACCGUGCUCAGCCGUCGCUGGCUCAUCCGAAUUGCCCUCUUCCUGGCUGCGUGCUUGAGCUUUGCGUCCGUCUUCGCCGAGAGGCAUAGCCUGUGGUUCACUGCCGGGCCACUCUACGGUGCGGCACUUGUUGCUCAAUCUGCUGCCUUCAACUUCCUCCUGGUUUAUACCUGCGAGAAGUUCCCCACCGCGACCAGGGCCAGUGCAGUUGGGCUUGUGCUCUUUUUUGGACAGGUUGCCAAAUUGUUCAUGCCGGCCAUGGGCAUCCUUCUUUUGAGACGAAUGUCGGAGUUUGCCGUGGUGCUCACAUUCAACAGCCUGUAUCUCAUUGCCUGCGCAUUGGCCUUUCAGCUCCCUUUGCCAGCUUAUCGCGAGCGAUCGCUCCAUGAUAUUGACGAAAAGGGAGGCAGAGACUCACAGAGAACACGAAAGCGGCUUGGAGUGACCUACCAGACGGUCUAGAUUGCACUGCCUGCCCGGACAUGAAUCACAGGACA
This is a messenger RNA of Effrenium voratum, 1621 nucleotides long. The record is from the annotation of a GenBank genome assembly. Lineage: Eukaryota; Dinophyceae; Suessiales; Symbiodiniaceae.